Messenger RNA from Amblyraja radiata (thorny skate), 1912 nucleotides. Its product is annotated as solute carrier family 35 member G2. Gene Ontology annotation, cellular component: membrane. NCBI's taxonomy places the organism in Eukaryota, Metazoa, Chordata, Chondrichthyes, Rajiformes, Rajidae. Bases 508 to 1755 code for a protein of 415 amino acids. The record is from RefSeq and is a predicted model, not a curated record. The transcript has 2 exons.
GUGUGUGGCACUUGCCUUGCUUGUUGUAUACCAUGCAAUAAUGCUUGCUGUUUCUUAAUGCCAUCGUUAUAACUGCUCGGUCGGUCACUUUGCUUAUAUCCAUUCCAUCGGUACCAGCUCGGCGAAUAAACUCUGAUUCGCGUGAUAUUUAUUGGUCGGUAACGGGAAAGGAAGGUGGGAUUAGUUGCAUUUGGAGGUUGAGAGGGGGAAUGCGCCGGGUUGGUGCAGGGACAGUGCAGGACCCGUGAGCUGUGAGCGGUUCCUCCCGGAAUCUGAGCUUCGCUGGUCGGGGCGGUUGCAAAACGCAAAGAGUGAUUUUUUUAAACAUUGAACUGAAUGAAACCUGCUCGCGUUUCUGUUCGCUUUGACGUAUCUGCCUUCAUUUGGACCAUAGAAGGAGACUCGUGUCAGCGUGAUGCACAUUUGUAGCCGGAGAACGGAGCCAGGUUUCCAUUCAAGAUUCUGGGAUCUUGCCGUUUAUAUUUAAAGAUAUUCUGCAGCAGGGAAAUGGCAGCUUCAACGCCAAAAUCAACGUGCCCCUCGAAAAAGAGAGUGAAAAUCCACCCAAACACCGUGACUGUGAAAUACACUGCACAUUAUCCACAACCUGAGGACGAGGGCUUUGAAGAGACCUAUCACGAUACAGAAAACUACAUGGAAGACAAUCCCAAAAAAAGACUCCUGAGUGACACAAAAAGGCGAGGAAGAUCAUUCUUUGGGACAAUUAAUGUUCGUCAGAGUUCAUCAGAUGAACAGAAAGAUAAAGGCAUAGUACAGCCGACAGAAAAUGUUGGAGAGAGUGUGGCUUCUGCACCAAGAAUAACGUGGGUGGCUCUGUUUGGGGCUGCCCUGGCCCAUGGUUGUGUUGCAUUGAUUACUAGACUUGCAGCUGAUCGGUCCAAAGUGCCAUCUCUUGAACUCCUGUUCAUUCGUUCUGUUCUUCAAGUCUUCGCUGUGGUGGUUGUCUGUUACGGCAGCGAGCAUCCUCUUGGACCCAAAGGAUACAGGAUGCGUCUCUUUCUUUAUGGGGUAUGUAAUGUCAUUUCCAUCACCUGUGCGUACACCUCCUUUUCAAUUGUACCCCCAAGCAACGGGACCAUUAUGUGGAGAGCCACCACUACAGUCUUCAGUGCCAUCCUAGCCUUCCUUUUGGUGGAUGAACGGUUGGAGUACACUGAUGUUGUAACAGUGAUCUGCAGUGUAUUUGGGCUUUGUCUAGUCAUGAUCCCUAAUAUCGUUGAUGAAGAUGAAUCAUUGGUGGGCAGAUGGAAGGAAGCCUUUGGCUACACCAUGACGGUAAUGGCGGGGUUGACCACAGCUCUGGCCAUGAUCAUUUACAGAGCUAUUAAGGACAAGGUUAGUAUGUGGACUGCCCUUUUCACCUUUGGAUGGACAGGUACAGUGUGGGGUGUAUCCACAAUGUUUAUCUUGCAAGAGCCUAUUAUACCACUGGAUGGGGAAACCUGGGGAUAUCUAUUAGGGAUCUGUAUUUGUUCUACGGUGGCUUUCUUAGGUGUAUAUUAUGCAUUGAAUCGAUUCCACCCAGCAUUAGUUAGUACAGUUCAACACUUAGAAAUUGUAGUGGCCAUGAUUCUCCAGUUACUGGUCCUCCACAUGUUUCCAACUGUGUAUGAUCUUAUCGGUGGAUCAAUAAUCAUCUUCAGUGUCUUUGCAUUCACUGGUUACAAGCUUUAUAGGGUUAAUUGGAAUAAGAGGCAGGAUUACUUGGAGAUAAUAAAUUCCCCCAUCAAAUGAAUGUUGCUAAUCUUGUGAAUAAUUGGAUAAUUAAAUGGGAUCAAGCUGCUUUAUGAGUGUCAAACGUGCAAUGUUCUUUGGUAUUGUGUUGUCAGAGGAUGGUCUACUGCUGUGAUGUUCUCAAUGUUGUAUGGAAUAAAAUCUGCAACAGAUAAUA